GCAUAAUAAACAUUUCAAAAAUCGACCUUUGAUAAAUUUUCAUCAACUAAAAUGCCCGAAUAUAAGUACAUAAACAGGUCCUAUUUACUGACGACCUUAUUCUUCUCGCUGCUGUGCAGCAUAUGCCUGAUAAUAUGCGGAACAGUUACUUGGCAAACGACAAUUCUGGAAGAAGCCUUAUCGGAAACCAAAAUGUGGCAAAGAAAUCUAGGCCUCCUCAUAUGCCUACUGGCGAUAGUAGGGGCGAUUUCCUUCGAAUCGGGCAGCAGAGGACUGAGCUGGCUGUAUGUAUUCUGCACGAUAGCAUUGGCUUUAGUGGCCUUCGUGCACGCCAAAACAGACACCGACGAGGGCGAGGAAACCUUCCUGAAGACCCAGUUAUUAUUGAAACGUUACUUCAAAAACUACGAACAUAAAAACUUCACCAAAAUAGUCAUCAACUUUCAAACGCGGAUGCGUUGUUGCGGGCUGCACGACAAGAAAGAAAUGGCCAGAGGAGAACAAUGCACGUACAUACAAGGAUGUUGUCAUUGGAAAGUCUCCAAUUGCACAGACGAGGACGUUUACGAAGAGCCUUGUUUCGAUAAAGCUGAACACGUUAUUUACUUGUUGAGAUUAUGCGCAGCAUUAGCUAUUAUUACUGGUGUCGUACAAUUGCUAGUGCUGCUGGUGCUGUUUUUCGGGGGUAUAAAAUACGUGUACCAUUUAAUGUUUCCUCCUGGAGGUCCAAUUAUCGACAAUAAAUGAUAUUCUUUAAAGCAAAUAGAUUUAAAUUAAUAGAUCUUUAUUAAUUACUUCUUAAUAUUUCUCAUGCGUAAUUCGUGUAGAAGGAACGCCUUCAAGUUUGGGUCGUCUACAGUCUUUUCGAUUUCUUCAAUUGCUUUUGCGCCGCCAUCCUGGUAGUAAUCGCAAAGUUUCUCUGCGUACUCAAUCCACACGCAAUUAGCACAUCCUGACAUACAACAAGUGCUCGGAGCUUCGGGAAGUACUUUACGUUUCACUUUUUUAUCUUCUUUCGAACUAUUAUCAUCUUUGCUAUUGCUGGAUUUGGAGCAGUAAAAAUGCAAGAUUUGUUGAUUUUUUAUCGUUCUUAAACAACGAGUUAAAUUAUUUGCC
Phyllotreta striolata is the source of this 1116-nucleotide messenger RNA. The record is from the annotation of a GenBank genome assembly. Lineage: Eukaryota; Metazoa; Arthropoda; Insecta; Coleoptera; Chrysomelidae.